UUAAAGAUUAGCUGGAUUGUGUGUUUGAAUUGAUAGAAAAUACUCAUAGGCUUCUUCUAAUUCUUUUUCUGCAGUAAUUUUGAAUUAUCCAUGCUAAUCAAUAAUAAUAUCAAGAAUAAGAAAUUUGUUUAGAUAUUUAAUACAUCUAGUUAAUUGAUUGAAUUGGAAUCCAAAAACCAAUUCUGUAAAUGGUUUAUAAAUAUGUUGAAAAUCUAAAAUAUCUCUAUCUUAGAGUUUGUUUUCAACUAUUCUUUGAUAAGUACAACCAGAAUAUUGCUUAAGUAAGACCAAAUAAAGAAGAGAAGCAACAAUUUCUCUAUUAGAAAAUUGAUACAAUUUGACAUCUAAUAUAGCACAAUCAAGGAAGGCCAUAUAAUGUCGAAAUAAAGUGUAAGAACUCUAUGUAGGUUAUUUAAUUUAAAGUUUAGGUUAAGGAUAGUAAAUAUCCCAUUAAGAUAAAUACCAAGUACUCCAAAGAUAAAGAGUUGGUGGAUUAAUAAGCCAUUUCAAUUCUGUAAGUAUAUGUUAUUCUUUUUCAAGGAUUUAUUAUUCAGUAAAACUAUAAUUACUAGCUUAAGAGAAAUCAUUAAUUUUUGGAGGGUAGAUUUCCUAACAUAAAUAUAGAAUUUACUUCUAUUUUACAUGCUAUAGAUAGACUAGCUAAACCAAAUAAUUAAAGUUCUUAUUUAGAGAUUUAAACUUUAGACAUAUAUCUAUCUAGAUUAUGUACACAAAGAUGAAAUGUUUCUCUUUUCAAAGUGAAUUCUUUACAAACUUCACUAAUCCAAUCAAAUAAAAUUGAUCUCAUUAUUGGUGUAAUAUUAGUUUAAUGUUCAAAAAAUG
Messenger RNA from Paramecium sonneborni, 843 nucleotides. Lineage: Eukaryota; Ciliophora; Oligohymenophorea; Peniculida; Parameciidae. The record is from the annotation of a GenBank genome assembly.